GUUUUGUGAGGAAGUGAGUGCGUUUUCGAAAUCCGUCACUUCCGGUAGAGGAGAGCCGUGCGAUGUUUGGGUCCGGAGGUUAGCUAGCAGACAAGGAAGCUGCAUUUAAAAACGUCACAGAUAAUUAAACAGUUCUCUUUUUAUCUCACUUGUUAUUUUUAAUAAAUUUCCAUCUUUGUUCGGAGCUACAGCCGUCAGUUUAUCACACUUGUUGGUGUAACGUUAGCUUGGUUAGCUGCAGUGAAGGUAAGCGGCUCCUGUUAGCCGUCAGUCUGACAGCGCCUUUACUCCAGAGGCCGAGAUGGGAGUUGACCACACGGAGCCGGAGGAGGUGCCGGCGGACGCGGUCGGCAGGCGGGUGGCCUGCGACGGGGAGCGGGCCACGGUGCGGUAUGUGGGCCCGGUGCCACCGACGGCAGGGCUGUGGCUUGGUGUUGAGUGGGAUCACCCGGAGAGAGGCAAACACGGCGGCAGCCAUGGUGGAGUCCAGUAUUUCACCUGCAGACACCCUAAAGGAGGCUCCUUCGUCCGGCCAGCGAAGGUGAGCUUCGGUGUGGACUUCCUGACCGCCGUGCAGCAGGUGUACCAGUCCGACACGGAGGAGGUGCUGACUGACGCCUCCUCUGAGAAGCUCAGCUGGUUGGGAAUCAGUGAGCGCAGUUAUGAGAAUCUUCCCACGGUGUUGCUGACUCGCUCUGAGGUAAAUGGGCCCGGAGCUGACGGAGAAAUCAGGAGAACAAUGCCGAACGUGAAGUAUUUGGACCUGAGCAGAACUCUGCUGUGCUGCUGGGAGGACGUGUCUGCUGUCAGUCAGCAGCUGGAUCACCUGGAGAAUCUGCAGCUCAGUAACAACAGGCUGCGGCUGCCUGCUGACGUCUCUGCUCACGUUCAGGCGUUCAGCAGCCUCAGAGUUCUCGCCCUCAACAGCUGUGACAUCACCUGGUCGCAGAUCCUGCAGUGCGCCCCCAUGUGGCCGCAGCUGGAGAAUCUUUCUGUGGAGGUGAACGACAUCAGGGAGCUGCAGAGGCCUGACGGAGUCCUGCAGGCCCUCAGGAGCCUCAGCCUGGCCUCCAACCCUCUGCUGCAGCUCACUGUGCUCAGUGUGGCGGCGCUGCCCAGGCUGGAGCAGCUGAGCUUGUCGAACACCGGACUGUCUGAUCUGCGAUUUGAUGACGCUGCUCCCGGAGCUCAGACGGCCAUGUUUCCAUCCCUGACCAGUCUGAACCUGGACCAGAACAACAUCACUGAGUGGGGUGUGGUGGACGAGUUAGCCAAGUUGCCCAGACUGGUGAAGUUAUCGUGUCGCGGCAACCAACUGGUGAGCAGCGACGGAAACCCCAGGACAGCCAAUCAGCUGCUGAUCGCCAAACUGGGACAGCUGGUGUUCCUCAACAGCUGUGAGAUCCAAGCCGAGGACCGGAGGGGGGCGGAGCUGGACUACAUCAAGAUGUUCGGAGAGGAGUGGCUGAAGGCCGGCGGGGGGAACGAGCCCAGCAGCCAGUUCACCUGUCGGCACCCUCGUUACCUGAGCCUCAUCAACAAGUACGGCGCUCCAGAGGAGGGCGAGCUGAAGAAGCCGGAGCCGUUUGCACUGAAGAACCAGCUCUUAAAGAUCACCUUCGUGUUUCCUGACGACGCCGAGCGGAAGCCGAUCGAGAAGAAACUUCCAGCCUCCAUGCUGGUUCAGAAGGUGAAGGGGCUCCUGUACAGACUGCUGAAGGUUCCUGCUGCAGACCUGCAGCUCUCCUACACCAGCAUGAAGAUGGUCGGGACGGAGUUUGAGAUCGACAGCGACCAGAAGACUCUGGAGUUCUACUCCAUCGAAGACGGAGACCAGGUGCUGGUCCGCUGGUGAAGAACCGGACCAGGAGGUGCAGAACCGGUCCACGGCAGAGCCCUGCAGGACUGAUCCUGAGGUCCAGCUCCAGGCUGAGGUGGACUCUCCUCAGACUGACUCUGGAUCUGUUGACUGUUCGGACGGUGACCUCACCGGCUCCUCCACCUGCACCUUUCACACCUGCUCAGCUGUUGUUGUGUUGCUGUGUGAUCGACUGUGUUGUCAUGGAGACCGUGGAACAUUAAAGGAAGCAGUCGUCACAUGUUCGCUGACAUCGCCGACUUCCUGCUGGUCUCACAUCAUGAUUAGAAACAUUUUCAGCAACAUUAGCAUGUCUGCAGCUUUUUAAACACAGUUACAAUCCUGACAAAUAUCAGUUACCAGUCGAUUGAUGAGACUUUCAUUAUUUUAUUUUUCCUUGUGCGUGACGUCGGUAUGGAAGCUCUGAGAGGCCAGACAGAUUAUUAUUACACUUUUCACCUGGAAAAAAAACAAAACGUUGCUCACUUGGUUUCACACACCAAGAAAAUCUGAUCUUUCCUCAAUUUUUUUCUACCUCUAAAAACAUGUAAAUAAUAACAUAAUAAUAAAAAUAACAAUAACAUUUUCAGGAGAAUCACUUGUGAUUUUCCUCUCAGUCCACUUCAUCGUGUCGUCUGUUUGAGCUGUAAAGCUGCAUAAACACAUGAAAACUGACAUUUCUCCUCAGAUCGUUAUUGUUUUUGUUCAGUUCAGUUUCACGCAUGAAAAAAAGGACAUUUGUGUAUAAAAUCCUUUUGAUAAAGAACUUUCUCCACUCUUUUGUUUUUUCCCCAUUUCACACACACAAAAGUAUUUUCAGGAAACUCUGCAAGCAAAAAGAAAAAAAGGUUUUCCAGAAGAAUUUUUUUGUGCUUGGAACUGAGUGAAAAAACUGUUCAACAGUUUUAAAGAAUAACAUUGUUAAUCAAAAAGUUCCUAAGAUCAAAUUUCCUUUUUAUCCGUGUGUGAAACUGAGCAUUUCUUUUACACAAACACAGAAAAAACAUUUCACAGGAUUUAUUUUUA
Messenger RNA from Acanthopagrus latus (yellowfin seabream), 2884 nucleotides. RefSeq names its product tubulin folding cofactor E (gene tbce). NCBI's taxonomy places the organism in Eukaryota, Metazoa, Chordata, Actinopteri, Spariformes, Sparidae. Gene Ontology annotation, molecular function: alpha-tubulin binding. The transcript has 16 exons. Gene Ontology annotation, biological process: protein folding. The record is from RefSeq and is a predicted model, not a curated record. Bases 302 to 1855 code for a protein of 517 amino acids.